ACAUUUAGGGCUCUGAAACGUACCAGUCAGCAGGAGUCAAGGUUUCAUUUGUUGCCCAUUCACUUGUUGUGAUUUCACCACCAUGGCUUCACAAAAGCCAGUGUCCAAAAAAGAAGGAAAGGCAGCCCCAGCUCCAAAGGACGAACCAGCAUCUGGUGCAGCAGGACCAACAGCGGCAGCACUGGAAAAGGCUGCUCCUGAAAAAGCCAGCCCUGCACCUGGACCAGCCCCAGUGGCAGCAGCCCCAGAACCAGCUUCUUCUCCAAAUCCAGCUUUUAAAUAUGAUCCGGGUGCUGCAAGUAAUCUCAGCACUCAACAGCUCGAAGAGUUCAAAGAAGCGUUCAUGCUGUUUGCCAAGGCUCCCUCAGGGGAGACGAAGAUUUCACUAGCUCAGUGCGGAGAUGUGAUGCGAGCUUUGGGUCAAAACCCAACCAAUGCUGAAGUGUUGAAUGUUCUUGGGAAACCAAGGCCUGAAGAGAUGGAAUCCAAGCUGAUCGACUUUGAGACUUUCCUGCCUAUGUUUCAACAAGUUUCAAAGUCUACUGAAAGGGGCACGUUUGAGGAUUUCGUGGAAGGCCUUCGGGUCUUUGACAAGGAAGGCAAUGGAACAGUCAUGGGGGCUGAACUCCGCCAUGUGCUUGCUACUUUGGGUGAGAGAUUGUCUGAGGGUGAAGUGGAUCAGUUGCUGGCAGGGCAGGAGGAUACAAAUGGUUGUAUUAACUAUGAAGCUUUUAUAAAACACGUCAUGGCUGGCUGAGUGAUCUUAUCUGGUACAGUAGCAGCCUCAUACGCAUGUCAGCGGUGGUUAGCUGAAGGUCGUGUGUGAGAAUUCAUCAGUGAAUCAUAAACAAUACUUUUUUUUUGUAAAAAAAAUAUAUAACUGAUUAAAAUCUGUUCUUCAA
This is a messenger RNA of Labeo rohita (rohu), 902 nucleotides long. RefSeq lists its product as uncharacterized. Gene Ontology annotation, cellular component: myosin II complex. The record is from RefSeq and is a predicted model, not a curated record. The coding region runs from base 83 to 757 and encodes 224 amino acids. Lineage: Eukaryota; Metazoa; Chordata; Actinopteri; Cypriniformes; Cyprinidae. Gene Ontology annotation, molecular function: calcium ion binding. The transcript has 7 exons.